GGUGCUGUGAGCGCGCACUUCAAGGCUCUGCUACAUCAUAUCGAGUGCACACGGGGUCGCUGGCACAACAGCUCACAUGUGGUGAUGCCUCAUUUCCCUUCCUUGUAUGUUUUUUGUUGUCGCCUUUUUCCCCGCCUCCAUCAGACGAAGAAAUGGAAGUGCAAACUCUGCGGCGAGGCACAGUCUGUGCGCAAAAUCUUCUUCAAGGGCACAGGCAAAGAUUGCAGAACGCGCGUGCAGGCACUCAACUUGCGGCGUGGAGAAAUGGAAUCCAUUUCCGCUGAAACGGCAAUGGAACGAGACUACACGGAGUACGAAGCAGAAGAGGGGGAUGCCAUGGAUUCGUGGCACGCAGAAUAUGGGGACAGCAUUGACAACCCUUCUCCGACCACUCAUGCUCCUGAAUUUCAAACACCAAAACAAAGCAAAUGGGAUGCGUUUGUCGAGCGACCGCAAGAGGGUGAAGACGAUGAAGAAGAAGAUGUUACCGGCGUUGGCGGCGUGCAGGUCACGACAGAUGCCACGCAGUUUUCACAGCUGCUGCGUGAUCUUCGUCGAGGACCAAAGCGAAACACAUCGGCCCAACAACGCGCGCGCCACCGACAACAACAGCAGCACCAGCACCAGCAACGAAGACAGCAGGCGAGGACUUGCUAUGAUCACCAACGGCAACAUUUACAUGGGCCGCCAGUGCAGAAUGUUCGCCGCCAGCCAAGGCAUCGACACGACAGUCUGGAGGAUGACAGCGCAUUGACAGCGGCAGCAACCGCGGCUGUUGGGGAGGCCGAGGCAGCAGACAUGGGCAGUCACAUGCGCGCAUCUGCAUACGUACGAGCUGCCCACGCGCGUGGGGGCUCAACACACCGCCACAGUGUGGGUGUGCCCAGGCGCAAAAGGAUACAGGACGAAGAGCAGUGGGACAGCGACCACGCGUCCACCGUGUCCCCACUUCAGCAUGCGAAUGAACGCGUUUGUGGCGUGCGCGCGGGUGCGGGCAUGGGUGGUGGGGGUACGCCAGUGUGCAAGCGGCCCCACUUGUCAAUGGGAUCGCGGGCACGUGUGGCCGUGCCGGGGACACCGAUGGCCGCCCCUGUGAGAAUGCCUGCAAGUACACACGCAAUGACACCGGGAGGCGCAGCAGCGGCGACAGCAACGGCGGCAGCAGCACGGCUGCGGGCGUGGCACCACCACACAUCUUCAGCAUCACCAUCGUCAUCGUUGUCGUUGUCGUUGCCAUUGGCACCAUCGAGCCAGCACGUGUCAUCAUCUUCGGCAGCAGGUGCGCAUCGAACGCCGCAGCCACCCCACGACCGCCACCACCAUCAACACAAGCACCAACAACAGCAGCCGUCGUUAUUGACAUCAGCGCCACGCACAUCGUCUCUUGUACCCACCCGCCCUUCCUCUACCACACAACACCAGCGACACCAGCGACACCAACAGCAGCAAGAGCAGCAAGAGCAAGAGGUGAUGAGGAAGAAGAAGGCAUCCAAGUGGGAUCUGUUUGUCACCACCACAGCCCACGAUGGCGAUGAUGACGAUGACGAAGACGAUGAUGGCUUGUACGGCCUGGCUUGACAGCGACGAUGCAGCAGCCUGUGUCGUGCUGACCUGUUGCUUGGCUGGUGGUGGUGGCUUGAGGCUUGUUUUGCGUGCAUACAGCGUGUUGUGUUGCACGCGUGUGUUGUUUCGAGGGAAACACGCCGUUUCUGCUGCCUGCUGCCUGCUGUUUGCUGCCUGCUGCUGCUGUUGCUGUUAUAAUUGUAGGUCGGUGUAAAGGACAUGCAUGCAA
This is a messenger RNA of Salpingoeca rosetta, 1792 nucleotides long. RefSeq lists its product as uncharacterized. The record is from RefSeq and is a predicted model, not a curated record. The coding region runs from base 85 to 1578 and encodes 497 amino acids. Gene Ontology annotation, biological process: mitotic G2 DNA damage checkpoint signaling. Gene Ontology annotation, molecular function: chromatin binding. The transcript is spliced from 4 exons. Gene Ontology annotation, cellular component: nucleus. Lineage: Eukaryota; Choanoflagellata; Craspedida; Salpingoecidae.